Rhinichthys klamathensis goyatoka is the source of this 1225-nucleotide messenger RNA. RefSeq names its product aldolase b, fructose-bisphosphate (gene aldob). Gene Ontology annotation, cellular component: cytosol. The coding region runs from base 116 to 1210 and encodes 364 amino acids. The record is from RefSeq and is a predicted model, not a curated record. Gene Ontology annotation, molecular function: fructose-bisphosphate aldolase activity; fructose-1-phosphate aldolase activity. The transcript is spliced from 9 exons. Gene Ontology annotation, biological process: glycolytic process; fructose 1,6-bisphosphate metabolic process. Lineage: Eukaryota; Metazoa; Chordata; Actinopteri; Cypriniformes; Leuciscidae.
AUACACACUCUUUCCGAUCGCUCGGUCCCGAUUCAUUCAGAUCCAUCGUCGUCAGUGAGGAGAGGCCACUUCAUCCAUUCACACACUAGUGCAACUUACCUGCAGACCUAUCAACAUGACGCAUCAGUUUCCAGCUCUCUCUACAGAGCAGAAGAAGGAGCUUAGCACAAUUGCCCAGCGCAUUGUGGCACCUGGAAAAGGCAUCUUGGCUGCAGAUGAGUCCACCGGCACCAUGGGGAACCGUUUUCAGAAGAUAAACGUGGAGAACACUGAAGAGAACCGUCGUAGCUAUCGCGACCUCCUCUUCUCUGUAGACGCUUCUAUCUCUGAAAAUAUUGGUGGUGUCAUCUUUUUCCAUGAAACACUGUACCAGAAAUCAGACAAAGGAGUUCUGUUUCCAAAAGUCGUCAAGGACAAGGGCAUCGUAGUUGGUAUCAAGGUGGACAAAGGCACAGCAGGCCUGGGUGGAACAAAUGGAGAGACAACCACACAGGGGUUGGAUGGUCUGUCUGAACGCUGUGCCCAGUACAAGAAGGAUGGUGCUGACUUUGCCAAGUGGCGUUGUGUACUUAAGAUCUCUGACAGCUGCCCCUCUGCUCUCGCAAUAGCUGAAAACGCUAACGUUCUUGCCAGAUAUGCCAGCAUUUGCCAACAGAAUGGCUUGGUUCCCAUUGUAGAGCCUGAGAUCCUCCCAGACGGAGAUCAUGAUCUGCAACGGUGUCAGUACGCCACUGAGAAGGUCCUGGCGGCUGUGUACAAGGCUCUCUCUGACCACCACGUGUAUCUGGAGGGAACUCUGCUCAAACCAAACAUGGUCACUGCUGGACACGCCUGCACCAAGAAGUACACCCCUCUGGAGGUUGCCAUGGCAACAGUCACUGCUCUCAGACGCACUGUCCCAGCUGCUGUGCCAGGCAUCUGCUUCCUCUCUGGUGGUCAAAGUGAGGAGGAGGCCUCUGUGAAUCUGAAUGCCAUGAACCAGCUUCCCCUGAACAGACCCUGGAAGCUGAGCUUCUCUUAUGGCCGUGCUCUCCAGGCCUCGGCUCUUUCUGCAUGGAAGGGACAAGCGGCGAACAAGAAGGCUGGACAGGAUGCCUUCAUCACACGUGCCAAGAUCAAUAGUCUUGCAUCAAAAGGCGAAUACAAGCCCUCAGGCCAGGCUGACCAAGCAUCUAAACAGUCCCUCUUUACCGCCAGCUAUGUCUACUAAACUCAACAACAAACA